AUGAAUCCCAAUAAUACUUCAAUUACUAAUCAAGAUCAGAGUAUGGAUUAAUUUCGAUUGGUUCAAGAUAUAAAAUAAAGUAAAACUCAAAAGUCCAAUGGAACUAAUAUGAAUGAGCAUGCUUCAAGUUUCACUAAAGAAGUAUAAUUUCUCAACUCUCAUGCAAAUGAGACCUUAGGCAAAUAUCAUAGUUAAAUUCGAAUGAGUUUGAAUGAUAACUAAUAGGUUUAAUAUAAAUAGGAGAGCUACAAUAAUUCCAUUUAAUAGCUGAAUAAUCCUAAAAUAAAUCUACGGAAAUCAUUCUUUAUGGUACCUUAGAAUGAUCAGUAAGGUAAACUUGAUAUUAAUAACCUGAAGAAUGCUAUUCAGUCAUAAAGAGAUAUAAACUAAACUGAAAUUAUAGCAUAGAACAAAAAUUCAGUCUUUCUUUCACCAGACCAGUAUCAAAGUUAUAACAAAAAUCAUAAGAUUAGUAGGAAUAAGAGAUUUUUUAAUUCAUUCAUUGGUAAAAAGUAAAACACCACAGCCAAGAUAAGUACAAAUAGUUCUCAGAUAAUAUAGAAAUAAGAAGGGAAUUUGCAGCAAGUAUCACAAUCACCCAAAAAGUAUGAUAGCAUUGAGUUAUAGUACCAGGCUAAAUAUAGUAGAUGCAUUAACGAGAGAUAUGGACUAUCUCAAAAGCCUAAAGAUAAUACUUUCGCACCUGCAUCAAUAGAAUAAAUGAUGGACCUUCGUAAAGCAAAAAAUAGUCUUUUGAGUUAAAUUAACGGAAGCUAUUUUAACUAAUCUGGAGUCAGUACUAACAUUACUCGAGAUCAAAAUCAAUCCUAUCAAAAUAACAAUUCUAGAAAUAGAAGUUUAGUUUAUGAUAGUCCUAUUACUAAGGUAUCCCUAAACUACAGAAGUAUUUAGGAUUUUGAUGAAAAUGGAGUGCUAGCUGCUGGAAGCAAAGCUAUUAACAGUGGCAGCUAAAUAUUAAACAGAAAACUUAGAAAAUCAAAGGCUAAUGGGGCUGGAGUGUAGUCAUUCCUAGAUAAAAUCAUGGAAGUAAAUAAAAAUAGCUUAAUAUGA
Messenger RNA from Stylonychia lemnae, 1071 nucleotides. Lineage: Eukaryota; Ciliophora; Spirotrichea; Sporadotrichida; Oxytrichidae. The record is from the annotation of a GenBank genome assembly.